Messenger RNA from Balaenoptera musculus (blue whale), 577 nucleotides. Its product is annotated as macrophage migration inhibitory factor-like. The record is from RefSeq and is a predicted model, not a curated record. Lineage: Eukaryota; Metazoa; Chordata; Mammalia; Artiodactyla; Balaenopteridae. The transcript has 2 exons. Gene Ontology annotation, molecular function: cytokine activity; phenylpyruvate tautomerase activity. The coding region runs from base 27 to 269 and encodes 80 amino acids.
CCCUGUCCCCGCCUUCCCUCGCCGUCAUGUCGAUAUUCCUGGUGAACACCAACGUGCCCCGCGCCUCUGUGCCGGACGGGCUCCUCUCCGAUCUCACCCAGCAGCUGGCGCAGGCCACGGGCAAGCCGGCGCAGUACGUCACGCUGCACGUGGUCCCGGACCAGCUCCCGGCUUUCGGGAGCUCCAGCGAGCCGCGCGCGCUCUGCAGCCUGCACAGCAUCGGCAAGAUCGGCGGCGCGCAGAACCGCUCCGACAGCAAGCUGCUGUGACGCCUGCGCGUCAGCCCGGGCAGGAUCUACAUCAACUACUACGACGUGAACGCGGCCAACGUGGGCUGGAACGGCUCCACCUUCGUCUGAAUGUCGCGCUCCGGACUCCCCCGCCCCAGGCCCGCAGCCCGCGCGUGGUUUUCUGCCCGCCCCGCGCCCAGCGACCCCACCUCCCGGGACGGAGAAAUAAACGAAUGAAGAUAAUGGGGAGAGGAACCAUGAGAAAGAAUUUGGCAUACAACAGAGCUGACAACUUCCACACAUAUGCAGAAAUUCCUUUUAUUAUGUUAAAAAUAUUCCUUAAUGAG